Messenger RNA from Epinephelus fuscoguttatus (brown-marbled grouper), 721 nucleotides. Its product is annotated as interferon alpha-inducible protein 27-like protein 2. Gene Ontology annotation, cellular component: membrane; mitochondrion. Gene Ontology annotation, biological process: apoptotic signaling pathway. The record is from RefSeq and is a predicted model, not a curated record. Bases 4 to 369 code for a protein of 121 amino acids. The transcript has 4 exons. NCBI's taxonomy places the organism in Eukaryota, Metazoa, Chordata, Actinopteri, Perciformes, Serranidae.
UAAAUGAAAAGUACAACCCCAGAAGACAGACGCCCUAACAGACUGAAGCUCCGAAGAGACAUGGACCCGAAGGCAGCUGUCGCCGUUGGAGUAGGGGCAGGAGCAGGAGCAGUCGUUGCUGUCCUAGGGAUUCCUCUUGUCCUGGGAGUCAUAGGUUUUACCUCAGCUGGAAUAGCAGCGGGCUCAUAUGCAGCCGGCAUGAUGUCAUCAGCUGCAAUAGCUAAUGGAGGAGGAGUGGCAGCAGGAGGUCUGGUGGCUACUUUGCAGUCAAUAGGUGCAGCUGGUCUGUCUGGAGCUGCAACCACAGCUGUGUCUGGUGUUGGAGCAGCAGUGGGAUGGCUGGUCAGCCACAUCCGCAAAAAGGCAUAAAGGAACAAGAUGGAGCCAAAUCUCAGACAACUGAAAUGUUUUAGUUUCUGCUUCCAACACGUAAAUCCUAUCAAGCCCUUCAAUACAUUGAUGGACAUGAACAACAGUCCCUGCAUACGUCCAUGGAUCUGGAGCCUCCUAUGGGAAAGGAGAAGUGGGUUAAGGCCCUUUAACCCGCAGCAGUGGUGCUCCUCAGGGAUGUGUCUAAUCACACUGGCUCUUCUCCUUAUACGCUAUCAGUUUUACAGCCUCCUGAAUUUUAAUCCUUGCAUUGUGAUACAUUCAGCUCGUCAUGGUCUGGGACUAUAGUCAUUAGUGAAAUCAAUAAAUAAAAUUGAUUGAUUGAUCAGUA